UUCCGGAAGUUGGACGUGGAGAGGGGAAAAUAUUGCAACAGAAAAUAAAUUUUCCAGAAAGUGUUUGUUACUCGUAUGAGAAGCGCUUUCAACAAGGAAAUUUCCACUUAUUUAUUGGAGUGUAUGUCCAAGAAUAUUCUGUAAACUAUGAAGACUUCGUAGUGAUUCAGAUAUCGUGAAAAUUCCACUGAAAAGGAGGGACAUAUGGUUUUCUCAUAAAAGAGAAAAUCCUGGUUGCAGCUGUUUAUUUAUUUUUUUCUUUGUAAAUUAACUGGUAAAACUUAAAGCAGGAAAAUGGUUUUAGCAGAUUUAGGAAGGAAAAUUACAUCCGCCCUGCGGUCUCUGGGCAAUGCCACCAUCAUUAAUGAAGAGGUACUAAAUGAGAUGCUGAAAGAAAUUUGCAAAGCAUUAAUAGAAGCGGAUGUAAAUAUCAAACUUGUCAAGACUCUGAGAGAAAAUGUCAGGUCUGUCAUUGACUUUGAUGAAAUGGCUGGUGGUUUGAACAAGAGAAGAAUGAUACAGUCAGCUGUUUUCAAAGAACUGGUCAAACUGAUUGAUCCUGGUGUUAAAGCCUGGACACCCACCAAAGGAAAAAACAAUGUCAUCAUGUUUGUUGGACUUCAGGGGAGUGGUAAAACAACCACAUGUACUAAACUUGCGUAUUAUUACCAAAAGAAAGGAUGGAAAACAUGCUUAAUUUGUGCUGACACUUUCCGUGCAGGAGCUUUUGAUCAGCUGAAACAGAAUGCCACCAAAGCAAGAAUUCCCUUCUAUGGAAGUUACACAGAAAUAGAUCCUGUGUUGAUAGCACAGGAGGGGGUAGAGAAGUUCCGAUCGGAGAAUUUCGAGAUUAUCAUUGUGGAUACGAGUGGUCGUCACAAACAGGAAGAUUCGCUGUUCGAGGAAAUGUUACAAGUCAAUAACGUCACUAAUCCAGACAACAUUGUGUUUGUGAUGGAUGCUUCAAUUGGUCAAGCAUGUGAGGCACAGGCCAAAGCCUUCAAAGACAAAGUAGAUGUUGGUUCUGUCAUUAUAACCAAAUUGGAUGGCCAUGCCAAGGGAGGAGGAGCACUCAGUGCGGUGGCAGCCACAAAGAGUCCUGUGAUAUUUAUAGGAACAGGAGAACACAUUGACGAUUUCGAACCUUUCAAAGUUCAACCUUUUGUCAGCAAAUUGUUAGGUCAGUUCACACUACGAGACAUGUAUGAACAGUUCCAGAACAUCAUUUUUAGUCAGAUCAUGGGCAUGAUUCCUGGAUUCAGCUCAGACUUCUUGACCAAAGGAGGAGAACAGGAGUCCAUGGCUCGUCUAAAGAAACUCAUGACCAUUAUGGACAGUAUGAAUGACAAAGAGUUGGAUAGUUUGGAUGGGGAGAGGUUGUUUACCAGACAGACUGGACGUAUACAGAGGGUAGCCAGGGGAGCUGGGGUGUCCAUAAGGGAGGUCAACGAGUUACUGACCCAGUACAAGAAGUUUGCUCAGAUGGUGAAGAAAAUGGGAGGCAUCAAAGGACUCUUUAAAGGUGGGGACAUGAGUAAGAAUGUGAAUCCCUCUCAGAUGGCCAAACUGAAUCAACAGAUGGCAAAAAUGAUGGAUCCCAGAGUUCUACAGCAAAUGGGAGGAAUGCAGGGACUCCAGGGCAUGAUGAGACAGUUCCAGCAGGGAGCUGCAGGAAAGUUUGGGAACAUGUUUGGAAACAUGGACAGAUAACACAUGGGGGGAUUGUGAACAGAGAAAUCAGUGGACUCCGAUUUUCCCCGUUGAUUGUGCCGUGUUUUAAGUCAUCGAGUCUCUUGUUGUCACACAUCAUGGAUGAAAAUUGUUAAAUGAAGAUACAAUCCUUAUUUCAUGAACUUCAACAUGUUUAUCAUGUGCCAUUCUCAUUUCGUGCAUAUAUUUAAUGUGAAUAUUUUAAUGAAGUACAUGUAUGAAAUAUGUUGAAAUGUUCUUUUGCAAUGUGUACUGGAUGUACAAUGUGCAUGUACAUGUAAUUUUAUGAAGACUGGAUUUUACAUUUGUGUAAUUGUAAUAAAUGUUUUGUGAUAACGAAACCAUUGAUUUCAACAUGGUGCAUUUACAUAUUCAUGUAUCUUGUAGGUAACUGGUUUGAUUUGUAAAUUUAAAUUUGUCUAAUGUUCUCAUUGUUAACAAAGACCCAGUUGAGAUAAAUGAACUUUCAUAUGA
Saccostrea cuccullata (small rock oyster) is the source of this 2184-nucleotide messenger RNA. Its product is annotated as signal recognition particle subunit SRP54-like. The record is from RefSeq and is a predicted model, not a curated record. Gene Ontology annotation, biological process: SRP-dependent cotranslational protein targeting to membrane; SRP-dependent cotranslational protein targeting to membrane, translocation. Gene Ontology annotation, molecular function: GTPase activity; endoplasmic reticulum signal sequence receptor activity; GTP binding. Lineage: Eukaryota; Metazoa; Mollusca; Bivalvia; Ostreida; Ostreidae. Gene Ontology annotation, cellular component: signal recognition particle, endoplasmic reticulum targeting; cytosol.